CGGCGGCGGGCCCGGGGGGAGCCCAGCCCCGGGGCCGCGCGCGGCCAUUGAGCGGAGCCAAACUCCGGUGUGCGCGUCCGCUCGCCCCCAAGAUGGCCGCCAAUGUGGGAUCGAUGUUUCAAUAUUGGAAGCGGUUUGAUCUGCGGCGACUCCAGAAGGAGCUUAAUUCCGUCGCUUCUGAGCUGUCUGCGCGGCAGGAGGAGAGUGAACAUUCUCAUAAACAUUUAAUUGAACUCCGCCGGGAAUUUAAGAAAAAUGUACCUGAGGAGAUCAGAGAGAUGGUGGCGCCUGUGUUGAAAAGCUUCCAAGCCGAGGUGGUAGCACUUAGUAAGAGAAGCCAGGAGGCCGAGGCUGCUUUCCUGAGUGUUUACAAGCAAUUAAUUGAAGCACCAGACCCUGUACCUGUGUUUGAGGCGGCGCGUAACCUCGACGACAGACUGCAGACCCCCAGCCUUGACCACAGCGGGCCACCCCGGCGGGACGUCCACAACGCGUGGAAGAGGCACCCGGAGCUUCUCAGCCCCAAAGAGCAGAGAGAGGGGACAUCUCCCGCGGGGGCCACGCUGACCGAGGGCGGCCGCCUCCCCGGCAUUCCCGGCAAAACCCUCCUGACAGAGACUUUGCUGCAGAGAAAUGAGGUGGAGAAGCAGAAGGGCCUUCAGGAAGUACAGAUCACUUUGGCAGCCAGACUGGGGGAGGCCGAGGAGAAAAUCAAGGUCCUGCAUUCAGCAUUAAAGGCCACCCAGACGGAGCUGCUGGAGCUGCGGCGGAAGUACGAUGAGGAGGCUGCAAGCAAGGCAGAUGAAGUCGGCCUCAUCAUGACCAACCUGGAGAAAGCCAAUCAGCGAGCAGAAGCUGCCCAGCGGGAGGUGGAGAGUCUCCGGGAACAACUGGCCUCCGUCAACAGCUCCAUCCGCCUGGCCUGCUGCUCCCCGCAGGGACCCAGCGGGGACAAGGUGAACUUCGCCCUGUGCUCCGGCCCUCGGCUGGAGGCGGCGCUGGCCUCCAAGGACCGUGAGAUCGUGCGUCUGCUGAAGGACGCCCAGCACCUGCAGAACUCACUGCAGGAGCUGGAGGAGGCGUCAGCCAACCAGAUCGCCGAGCUGGAGCGCCAGCUCACCGCCAAGUCCGAGGCCAUCGAGAAGCUGGAAGAGAAGCUCCAGGCUCAGUCUGACUACGAAGAGAUCAAAACAGAAUUGAGCAUCCUGAAAGCCAUGAAGCUGGCCUCCAGCACGUGCACCCUCCCCCCGAGCAUGACCAAGCCCGAGGACUCGCUGCUCCUGGCGAAGGAGGCCUUCUUCCCCGCGCAGAAGUUCCUGCUCGAGAAGCCGGGGCUCCUGGCCAGCCCAGAGGAGGACCCUGCAGAGGACGAGCCCCUCAAGGACUCGCUGGGCCCGGAGCAGCCCUUCCCGUCCCCUCCGCAGCUCCCGCCGCCCCCGGGGCCUGAAGACCCCCUUUCCCCCGGGCAGCCCCUGCUGGGCCCGGGCCUGGGACCCGACGGCCCCCGGACUUUCUCGCUGUCCCCCUUCCCCAGCCUGGCCCCGGGGGAGAGGCUGGCGGGGGACACGCUGCUCCCCAAGCACUUGGUGGCCCCGGCCGCCUUCAAGGGGGAGGCAGGCGGCCUGCUGGUGUUCCCCUCCACCUUCUACGGCGCCAAGCCCCCCACAGCCCCUGCCACCCCCGCACCUGGCCCCGAGCCCCCGGGGGGCCCCGAGCUGGCGGAGGGCAGCGGUGGGGGGCCGGCGGGCCCCGGGGCAGACGAGGAGCAGCUGGACACGGCCGAGAUCGCCUUCCAGGUAAAAGAGCAGCUGCUGAAGCACAACAUCGGGCAGCGCGUGUUCGGCCACUACGUGCUGGGGCUGUCCCAGGGCUCCGUCAGCGAGAUCCUGGCGCGGCCCAAGCCCUGGCGCAAGCUGACGGUGAAGGGCAAGGAGCCCUUCAUCAAGAUGCGCCAGUUCCUGGCCGACGAGCAGAACGUGCUGGCACUGAGGACCAUCCAGGUGCGGCAGCGAGGCAGCAUCACCCCCCGAAUCCGCACACCCGAGACCGGCUCGGAUGACGCCAUCAAGAGCAUCCUGGAGCAGGCCAAGAAGGAGAUCGAGUCGCAGAGAGGGGGUGAGCCCAAGAACCCAUCGGCCCCCUUGAGCAUGGCCAAUGGCUCAGCGUCUGCCAGCACCUCGGAAGAUGCCAUCAAGAACAUUCUGGAACAGGCCCGCCGUGAAAUGCAGGCCCAGCAACAGGCCCUGCUAGAGAUGGAGGCAGCUCCCCGGGGCCGCUCUGUGCCCCCGUCUCCCCCGGAGCGGCCCACGCUGGCAGCCGCCGGCCAAAACGGGACCCCAGCCCAUGUCAAGCAGGAGGACGGUGGCCCAGGGGGUGGCGGGAGCACCAGCAGCAGCGCCACGCAGACGCCCCUCCCUGUGCUCUCGCCCGCCGCCUUCGUGCAGAGCAUCAUCCGCAAGGUCAAGUCGGAGAUUGGCGACGCCGGCUACUUUGAACACCACUGGGCCUCGGACCGCGGCCUGCUCAGCCGACCCUACGCCUCCGUGUCGCCCUCGCUCUCCUCCUCCUCCUCGGGCUACUCCGGCCAGCCUGGCGGGCGUGCCUGGACCCGGGGGGACGAGGCCCCCGCCGCCGCCCCCGAGGACGAGGCCCCAGAGGACGAGCCCUCCCGGGUGACUGAGCUCAAGUCGGAGGGGGGCGGCCCCGAGGCGGGCAGCGGGAGGCUGACCUACUUCCCGGCCUACGUGCCGCGCUCGCUGAAGCCCACCGUGCCCCCGCUGACCCCUGAGCAGUACGAGCUGUACAUGUACCGUGAGGUGGACACGCAGGAGCUGACGCGCCAGGUCAAGGAGAAGCUCGCCAAGAACGGCAUCUGCCAGAGGAUCUUCGGGGAGAAGGUGCUGGGCCUGUCCCAGGGCAGUGUGAGCGACAUGUUGUCGCGGCCCAAACCCUGGAGCAAGCUGACGCAGAAGGGGCGGGAGCCCUUCAUCCGCAUGCAGCUGUGGCUCUCGGACCAGCUGGGUCCGCCCGCCGGCCCGCAGCCCAGUGCCUCCCACGCCAGUCCUGCCGAGCCCAGGUCGUCACCAUCCCCUCCGCCGAGCCCCCCGGAGCCCGAGAAGAGCUCCCAGGAGCCCCUGAGCCUGGCCCUGGAGAGCAGCAAGGAGAACCAGCAGCCCUCACUCGGCGGGAAGACGCCCUCGGGCGGCCAGGCUUCAGGCGGCAUCCAGGAGAUGGUGGCCAUGUCCCCCGAGCUGGACACGUACUCCAUCACCAAGAGGGUCAAGGAGGUCCUCACAGACAACAACCUAGGGCAGCGGCUGUUUGGGGAGAGCAUCCUGGGCCUGACGCAGGGCUCCGUGUCCGACCUGCUGUCCCGGCCCAAGCCCUGGCACAAGCUGAGCCUGAAGGGCCGGGAGCCCUUCGUCCGCAUGCAGCUGUGGCUCAGCGACCCACACAACGUGGACAAGCUGAGGGACAUGAAGAAGCUGGAGAAGAAAGCCUACCUGAAGCGCAGGUACGGCCUCAUCAGCACUGGCUCGGACAGCGAGUCCCCGGCCGCCCGCUCCGAGUGCCCCAGCCCCUGCCUGCAGCCGCAGGACCUGAGCCUGCUGCAGAUCAAGAAGCCGCGCGUGGUGCUGGCGCCCGAGGAGAAGGAGGCGCUGCGGAAGGCGUACCAGCUGGAGCCCUACCCCUCGCAGCAGACCAUCGAGCUCCUCUCCUUCCAGCUCAACCUCAAGACCAACACGGUCAUCAACUGGUUCCACAACUACAGGUCCCGGAUGCGCCGGGAGAUGUUGGUGGAGGGGAGCCCGGACGAGCCAGACCUGGACCCGAGUGGAGGCCCCGGCGUCCUUCCGCCUGGCCAUUCCCACCCGGACCCCACCCCAAAGAGCCCCGACUCGGAGCCCGAGGAGCAGAAGCCCUCGGGGAAGGAGCUGGAGCUGCCGGAGGGUCCCGCGGGGCGCACCGCACCCCCAGGCCAGGGUGCCGCCGUCAGGGUCAAGCUGGAGGAGGCAGACGAGGACCCCACGGAUCAGGGCUGCCGGGACCCCGGGGAGGCCCUCCACAGCCAGAGCUCCCCCUGGGAGACGCCUUGCGACCCGCCGGGCAACGACGGACCCCCCACAGCCGCUGCGGGGCACCCAGAGGGUGAGGGCCCACCCCACCCGGACCCACCGGGGUGCCCACCAGGCCCCGAGGCCUCCCGCCAAAGCCCUGCACCACGGGACUCGCCCUCCGCGUCCCCCACGCCCUCCUCCUCCGGCCCCCUCUCCCCCUGCCCGCCCGGCGCGCCCCCCACCACAGUGCCGAGUACCAGCCCCGCCGCCGACUCGGCCGGGGCCCUGCACCCCAGCGCCAAGGUGAACCCCAGUUUGCAGCGGCGCCACGAGAAGAUGGCCAACCUGAACAGCAUCAUCUACCGGCUGGAGCGGGCGGCCAACCGGGACGAAGGCCUGGAGUGGGAGUUCUGAGGGUGGGGACGGGCGGGGGCCCCCCAAGGCGGCCCUCGCGUGACGCCCUUCCCGGUUCCUGGCUUGAUCCUACUUCCUAAGGUUGUGGUGAGGGGGCGUGGCCCAGCCAGCCCCCCGUUGCUCCCCGCACCGGGCACCCGGGCACCUGCUUCUCCACCUUCCGCGGCCUCUGCAGGAGACAGAAGCCGAGUGGCGCCACGUUCUCACCUGAAAACUCCAAACUCUUUUAGAAAAGAAAAAAAAAUCGAAAUAUUUAUAGACUUCUUUUAGAUAUUUUAAUAAAGGAUCCUUUGGAAUCUAUCCCCCACCGCCGUGGUUUUGAUAUUACAGAGAGUUAUAAAAUCAGGAUGUCGUCACAACUGUCGCCAAGGGCCCGCUGAAGUUGUGUCGUGUUUUUGUUUUGUUUUGUUUUUUUGCCACUAGAUGAGAUUAAAAGAAGACAAUUGCUCAAAGCCAUCACGAAACACUCUAAGAUUGACCAAAAUGUAGAUGACCUUUGAACUGCAGUGUUUUUGUCCCCUCCCGUGUCUGUCUGUGAGACACAGCGCCUCGCUCCUGCCCUUCCAGAAACCCACCGUGCUGAAAAGACCAAGUCCGAAAGACUCUAAAUGAAAACCUCCGUGCCCGGGGGUCAGGCCGUAGCCAAGUGGGCCGUGCCCAGCGUCCCAUCCUCGUCACCAUGCCACCAUGCAGACCCCUGGCCACGACGUGUCUGAUGUGUGUUUCCAGGCGUGGGGGCUUGGGGGGCACUUGGGGUCUUCGCAAGGCCAGGGCCUGUCUUCCUCUCCGUGGGCUUCACAAAGCAGUCGUGGUCAUCCCGCCCGGCGCCCGACGGCAGGGCCGCCCGCCUGGACGCCAAAGCUCCUGUCUCGCCGCCACCCCUCCCACGCAGACCCUGGUGCUGUUUUCUGGAAGGUCCCUACCACCACGAGCCACGCAGGGCAGAGCGAGACGGCUCACUGCACGAAUCUCCCCUCUCACCUGCCUUCCACACGCGGACUCGACUCCCCUGCCAGCUUCCCGGUGGGGGGAGAUGCCCAGAUGAGAUGGAACGGACCACUCUGUUGGUUAUUGGGGUCUCCGUUUUCUCUUCCAAACUCCCCGAGGAAAGGCUGAGUUAGGCGACGCCCCGGCUGAAUUCCAUCAACCGUGGGCGACCGUCAUGGGUGUCCGCGGGACCAGGGGGAGAGACGGCUGGCCUUGGUUCCGAGCUGCCGUGAACAUUUUGAAAUCAGGAGAACGAAGCCCAGUGGCCAGAAGGGGGCGACCGAGGGCCACUCAGAAAAUUUCUGCUCUCCCUGCUAGGGGCGGCCGCAUCCUGCCCACCCGCCACCCCAACGGACCCUCUGAGCUGCAAGCAGGCCUCGCCGCGCCCCGGGCUCUGCACUGACACGGUUUUCCACUGUCUCCGUUUUUAUCCAGAGGAAGGUAUUUUUAUAUUCUGACAUUAGGAAACAGUGACCAAUUUUCAGAGUAAGCCAGUCUGGAACACGGGAGUCCUCUGAGCCACCCCGUUGCAGAGACAGCCCGGGGAGGGGGUGGGGCGAGGGGACGCGCCACUAUUUACUGUGGGAGCUGCAGGCCACGGGCCUCCUGGAGAGCUCGAGCUGGCCCGUGUGUGCCGGGACCCACACAAGCAAAAGGUCUCGGUCCUGUUGCGCUCCGGAGAGCGUAGCCGUGAGCCCGGCUACACCCGCCCACCACGCCGUUUCUAUGAGAGAUUGAUGAACUUUGUUUAAAAUUAAAAGAAACAAAACAAACAAAAAAGGACACGUUCUGUAAAUGCGUCACUCAAUACAGAAUUGUAUAAUAA
Messenger RNA from Sorex fumeus (smoky shrew), 6285 nucleotides. It is a transcript of the gene CUX2, whose product is annotated as cut like homeobox 2. Gene Ontology annotation, biological process: regulation of DNA-templated transcription. Gene Ontology annotation, molecular function: DNA binding; DNA-binding transcription factor activity, RNA polymerase II-specific. NCBI's taxonomy places the organism in Eukaryota, Metazoa, Chordata, Mammalia, Eulipotyphla, Soricidae. The record is from RefSeq and is a predicted model, not a curated record. The coding region runs from base 93 to 4472 and encodes 1459 amino acids. The transcript is spliced from 22 exons.